AUGGAGUAUGGAUCGGGAUCCAAGCGGAAACACACAACACUAUUAUUGGCGGACAAAUUAAAAAUUAUUGAAGAGGCAGUGUCGGGAGGAAUGUCCCAUGAACAGAUCGGCAUGAAGUAUAGAGUUGGAAAGUCAUCUGUCAGCAGGUUCAUCAAAAAUAAAACGGCGAUCCAGAUUGCAGUGGAGAAAUAUAGAGAAUAUGGAGCGGAGAAGCGGAGGACUCUGAAGGAACAGCAUUUCCCGUUGAUGGAGGAAGCAUUGUUUAUUUGGAUUUUGCAGCAAAGGGAAGUGAAUAUCAUUGUUCCGGCGGAUAUCAUGCGGGCAAAAGCAGAUUCUCUGUUCAAAGCAUUUCAGGAACAUGAUUGCUACACGGAAAAUACGUUUCUCGCUUCCAACGGCUGGGCUCGUCGAUUCAAGGAACGCUUUAGCUUGCCAAUGGCGGAUGAAAAAGCAGCUUCUGGUCGGAAACUCAACCGAACCAGGUAUACAUUCAUGCCCUGUGCUAAUCUUGACGGUUCCCUUAAACUCAAGCUGAUGUAUAUCGGAAAAUCGGAAAAUCCUCGAGAUCUCCCACGCUUACCAGCUUCGUACUAUUCCUCGAAAAAAGCAUGUAUGACACGCAUAUUGUUCCGAAAAUGGUUUGAGGAAGAAUUUGUACCAGCUGUAAGAAAGUUCUGUCAAGAAAAAAGUCUUGAGCCAAAAGCGCUAUUGGUUUUGGACAAUUGUUCGGCGCACCAUGAUGGUUGCGACUUAAAGAGUGAUGAUGGUUUAAUUCAGGUGAUCUAUCUUCCACCCAACGUCACCAGUGAAUGCCAACCGAUGGAUCGGGCGGACUAUCCGACACAAGAAGAUGCGGAUUGUAUAAAAUCGCUCAUAGCAGAAGUUGACAAGAUGGUUGGAACGCAGACCAGUGAAAGUGAUGUGAAACGAUGGUUGAAUGACCUAGUUAUAGACUCUGAGGGAAAUGUGCUGUGUGGAACGAGUCAGGUAUACACCGACGUUGAGAUUGUAACUGGCGUUCUCCGUGGUUUCGAUGAAUCAGUCUGCAUGCAAGAAGAGUGGCUAAACGACACCGACGAGAGUGCUUCAGGCAACGUAUCCGGAUCUGAGCUAAUGACAGUCGAUGAGGAACCGACAACAAAGCAGGAUUUCGCUAAUGUACUGCAAUCACUUGAUAAGGUCAUUCAGUACGUAGAAAACGAUGUUUCGGAGGUUACGCGACUCAAAUCCUUGAGAACUAAGCUGAUUGAAGCUGAGUGGCAAAAGCAAAACCUGUAA
Messenger RNA from Ochlerotatus camptorhynchus, 1278 nucleotides. RefSeq names its product tigger transposable element-derived protein 2-like. Gene Ontology annotation, molecular function: DNA binding. NCBI's taxonomy places the organism in Eukaryota, Metazoa, Arthropoda, Insecta, Diptera, Culicidae. Gene Ontology annotation, cellular component: nucleus. The coding region runs from base 1 to 1278 and encodes 425 amino acids. The transcript has 4 exons. The record is from RefSeq and is a predicted model, not a curated record.